GGUAUAAUUCAUGGCUUUUGGCGUAAUUAACCCAAUUUAUAUGGAAAAAUAAAAAUUCUCUGGAUUCCAAUUCCAUAUUUCUGGUGCGGCUUGUAAAACACUGCAACGGAACAGAACCUGAGACCUCCGGCAUCUGGAAAUUCAAUUAUCCAGAUCGGCGAUUUCUCUACUGUUUGAAUUCCGAUUGCAACGCAACAGUGAUGGUUGCGCCCUCCGCCGCAAAUGAAUCUCCGCCCCAAACUCAGAUCGCCGCCGCCUCCCGCCACCUCUCCGCUGGACAGCGCUAAAUCCACUCCGCCUAAGAUGCCCCGCAAAUAUCUCUUACGUCCCACGAUUGUCCUCGCAUCUCUCCUCUCCCUUCUCGCCUUCUACUCCUUCGUCCUCCAGACUCCUCCCAACUCCAGGAUUGCCACUUCUGCCGUCGACAAUCGCAACGCUCUCUCUCUCGAUCGCGCUAAUGGCGUUGAUAAAAGGGUGAAGAUAUAUAUGUACGAUUUGCCGAGGAGGUUUACAUACGGGGUGAUCGAGAGCUACGCAGCGACGCGCGGCGGGGAGCCAGUCGCCGACGACGCGCUGCUCAAGUACCCUGGGAAUCAGCACUCCGCCGAGUGGUACCUGUUUUCCGAUCUGAAUCGUCCGAGUGAAGAGCGGAUUGACUCGGCUGUGACUCGCGUGAUGGACCCCGAGGAAGCUGACCUCUUCUACGUCCCUUUCUUCUCUUCAUUGAGUCUUGUUGCUAAUCCUGUCCGAUCCGCCGCUGCGAACGGCACUCCUGAUAAGACUGUCUAUAGUGACGAGCAAACUCAGGAGGCUUUGAUGGAUUGGUUGGAUGAACAUAGAUACUGGAAAAGAAAUAAUGGAUGGGAUCAUGUAUUCAUAUGUCAGGAUCCCAAUGCUUUGUAUAAGGUCAUUGAUAGGGUAAAAAAUGGGGUGCUAUUAGUUUCAGAUUUUGGGAGGUUAUCUCGCAAUCAAGCAUCUCUGGUCAAGGAUGUGAUUCUUCCGUAUUCACAUAGGAUUAAUACAUUCAAAGGGGAUGCUGGACUGGAGAACCGCAAGUCUCUGCUAUUCUUUAUGGGGAAUCGCUAUCGAAAAGAGGGUGGUAAGAUUCGAGAUUUGCUUUUCCAACUGCUUGAGAAUGAAGACGAAGUUAUAAUCAAACAUGGAGCACAGUCUAGGGAGAGUCGGCGUGCAGCAACACAAGGAAUGCAUACAACAAAGUUUUGUUUGCAUCCAGCUGGAGAUACUCCAUCAGCUUGCCGACUAUUUGAUGCCAUUGUGAGUUUAUGUGUUCCUGUUAUUGUCAGCGACUACAUUGAGCUUCCUUUUGAAGAUGUCAUAGACUAUAGAAAGAUUGCCGUUUUCAUUGAUUCCUCCACUGCAACUAAACCUGGACACUUGGUGAAAUUGCUGAGAAAAGUCAGUCCGGAGAAGAUUUUGAAGUUCCAAAAGGAAUUGCUUAAGGUGAAGAGGUACUUCGAGUAUGAAGAUCCAAAUGGGACUGUCAAAGAAAUCUGGCGGCAGGUUUCUCAAAAGCUACCUCUUAUCAAACUUAUGAGUAACCGCGACAAACGGAUUGUGCUGCGUGACUUGGCAGGACCCGACUGUUCAUGUAUCUUCUCAAACCAGACAGGCGUACGCACAACACUGUGAUAUUCCAUUCAGUUGAUUUUGCAGACUAGAAAUCGAACUUGGUGUCAACUGUCAAAUGAUGGGCAACAUUUCGAUACACAUGAUCAACAAGUACCAUUUUACGUGGGGUGGGAUGGAGAGAAGUUGCUCUUGCUACAUGUGCAAUUAGUUCUGGUAGUCAAUCGGCAUUCAUUUUUUCUUGCUGAGCAACCUAAUUGGAGUAUUAUAAUAAGGAUGCGAACACAAGCUUGUUGUCCUUGAUCUUGUGAUGUACCUAGAAUUGAUCAGUUUGUACAUUACCACACAGAAAAACCAUAGCUACCAAUGUAUCAAAAAUCUCUUUCGAUUUUUGUUGAAUUUUAUUACCAACACUGUGCAGCUAUAUAUAGAUUCAAUUAUUUGCA
Molecule: messenger RNA, 2033 nt
Organism: Salvia miltiorrhiza (redroot sage)
Lineage: Eukaryota; Viridiplantae; Streptophyta; Magnoliopsida; Lamiales; Lamiaceae
Product: probable arabinosyltransferase ARAD1
Exons: 4
Coding region: 223-1650 (475 amino acids)
Molecular function (GO): glycosyltransferase activity
Source: RefSeq, a predicted model, not a curated record